GAAAGCAAAGUAGCCUAUCAAAUGCUAUAUUGCUUUUGCUUUUGCUUAUUCAAAACUACAUUCUUAUGGAUGGCUUCUCCUUUUGUUUUCUUGAUGCUUUUUUCAACUUACAUAGUUGUUGGAUUUGGUUUUCUCUCCCUCUUCUUCUCAUCUCUAGCACUAAUUUUGUCUACUAUUCUCUUAUAUAUAUGGAAACACAAAGCAGUUUCAGUUGAUGAAAGGGAAAAUCUUGCAACAGCAACUCCAAUUCUCAUGAAUGAAUCUAUGAUUGAAGCAAUGGAAAUGAAAGAAGAAAAAGAAGAGGAAGCUAGUGAUAUUGGUGUUGUUGAUAAUUAUGACUCAUAUUCUGACUUAGAUGGUUCAAUUUCAGAUGAAGAAAGUCUCAUUGAAAUUUCACUUCCAAGUGGACACUUAAUGGAUAAACAUAAACAAAAGUUCAACCAACAAAGUUUGAUGGAAUUGUUAGCAGAAUUUAAUGAAAUGUUUGAGGAAGAGAAUUUAAUAGAGAUUGACAUAUCCAUGGGUUCAAUCAAGUGUUCAAGGUUUGAAAUUGAAGCAUAAUGAUACUUUCGAUAGCACUACUUUUUACUUUUUUCAAAAGUUUAAUGUUUGUUAUAUCAAGUUUUUCAUCCACCUUCUUAUAUAUUUGGUUGGAUUUGGUAUGUAAUACA
Messenger RNA from Lathyrus oleraceus (garden pea), 671 nucleotides. RefSeq lists its product as uncharacterized. The transcript has a single exon. Bases 22 to 561 code for a protein of 179 amino acids. Lineage: Eukaryota; Viridiplantae; Streptophyta; Magnoliopsida; Fabales; Fabaceae. The record is from RefSeq and is a predicted model, not a curated record.